This is a messenger RNA of Caenorhabditis auriculariae, 1610 nucleotides long. The record is from the annotation of a GenBank genome assembly. Lineage: Eukaryota; Metazoa; Nematoda; Chromadorea; Rhabditida; Rhabditidae.
AUGGAUUUCAUUCGAUCAACUUUUAAGCUGAUAAUAAGUCCUUAUAUAAACUACCGAGACCUCAAGGAGACACCCUGCUGGCCGAAAGAAAAAGUGUCCAGAUGCGGCGGCGGGGGCAGGUGCCACCGUCUGACCUGUUACAUCAUCAGGCCGGCCGACGUCUCCGUCUCCAGAAUCACCGUCCAUGAGCACACACGCACACACAAAAUACCGUCUGACGCCUUGAAACUCUUUUCGCCCAAAUUAGGUACGCGCGUCGGCUCAAUUAACCCCGCCAGCGUGUAAUUACACGCUUUGCCACUGGUUUUUUCCUGUUUGAAAGUGUUUCUGACAGCGAUCCGGGGUUACUGUAAGAUUGGGUGAGAUCUCGAAAAGCCACCUCAAGUUUCGAAAAAAUCGAAAUAUAUAAAAAGCAAGCUAAGUUGAUAAAAUACACAAAUACAUAUUUUUGCCCUCAAUUUUCUGCCAUUUCAUCAUUUCUUUCUAUGAAAAUGAUUCUGACUAUUGCUGCUGACGGGGCCCCCGGGGCGACCCGGGGCGCCCCGACCCGCUGAGUAGAUAAGUUAAAAUGAAGUUUAAGUGAAAAAAUCCGCAGAGUAACGACUAAUAAAGAAGUCUAUUGGUCGAAGAAAAUGAAAAUUCAUUUAUAUCAUUGAGUAUAGAAGUAUAGAAAUCUUCUAACAGUGUGACGCUUCGCAGGGCGGGGCGCCCCGGAGCGAGUUGCGGUCGCUCCGGUCUGGUCAGCAGCUCUGAUUCUGACAGCUCUACACUACCGCAACUUCUCAAAAAACCAACUGGAUUGUUUAAAAAUCACGAAAAAAAAUCUUUUUGAUUUCCCCCAUCGUUUCUAAUCCACGAUUUCGGCUUUUUCGUUUCAAAAAAAUUGGAACCAACGUUGAUCUCAAAAAAACGCCACAAAGUUUUCAGAUAAUCAAAAUAAAAAUCACAAAAAACGAAGACUCAGGUGAUUUUUCAAAAAGGUCCACGGUACGAUACAGGAAUAAAAAUUCGUAAAAUAGAAUUGCUGUUAUUUUUGACCAAAAAUCAUUUUCUGUUGCUAUAUCUUCUCGAAACUCUCACCAAACUCCUCACAACGUCCAAAACGACCCAAAAAGCUUUGUGAGCAAUACAUCAAAGGCCACGCCCACUUGUUCAGGAGGAUUACUGGGAAGUCGCGCUCCGUUGCAAACAAAAUGCACGACAAACCGAGAAAAGCCUCCAAGAACACCGACCGACAUCGAGUAGUAAAUGAUAGUUCUUGGGGAAGAUAUAUCGAAAUGGGAAUAUAGAAAAAGAAUUCAAUUCUUCUGGUAGUGCUCCAGAAAAAAAGAAAUUGGGUUUAAAAAAUACUAAAUGAACACUGUGAGAAAAAAUAAUCAUUUUUACUUUAAAAAAAAUGGAACGAAGGAGAAUAGGAAGAUUUAAAAGUUUCUGAAACAGCUUGAAGUAAAUUUUCGAGAUUUCUACUUAUUACAGUACCUCUUAAGGAUCUCGGCACGAUCAUGCGCACCUGCACAUCUUCUUCUGGAAGAAGUGGAUGUCAUCUCGACUCUCAAGGGCUUCUUUCCCGCAACAGUCGUUGCGCAACCGCCCAUCACUGCGCAUUGUGA